AUUUUGUCAUCACUAGCUGCAUUUAAUAAAAUUGGAAUUUAUUCUUAGAGUAUUUGUAUUAUUUCAAAUGAAUGCAAAAACAAUUCAUUACGUACAUACAUGUUGAUGAAUGUAACAAAAUUAAAUUAUUGUACUAAAAUUACAUUAAAAUAUAUUAAACGGGAUGUCGUCGGACGAUGUGGAAAUCAUUGGGGAUCACGAAGAAAUAAUUGAAAUAAGCGACGACAAUGAAGCGGAGGAUACAAAAGAUGUAAUAGUUAUAAAUUAUGUUGAACAAGAAAAUGCUUCCGUAGAAGAUAAAUCUAACAUUUGCAUUUUUAUUAAAGAUGAACAUGAAGAAAAUCCGUUAAUUAUACCAAGUAAUACUGAAAAUGCUAUUGACAAUUUGAAAGACCAAGUUACAGAAGUUGUAUAUUUAGAUUCCUUCCCCACUGAAUCUGUACAUAAAAAUAAAAUUCCACAAAAAAAUAAAAACAACCGCAAGCGACGUUGUCGACGACGUAGGGAAAACAGUAAUGAAACAACUCAAAAUACUGAGGGUGGGAUCCAAGAAUGUAACAAAGAAUUAAAAACGUCCGUUACAAUCGAAAAUAAUAAUAACAAUCAAAAUAUCUCAAUGCAGGAAAAAGACUCAGAAGUUUGUAAUAAUAAAUGCUUGAAUAACGAUACCCAAAAUGAAAAGGAACUAACAAACUGUAGUAUUUCGAGCAUAGCUUCCUCCACUACUGCAAUUAUACAUAAACGUGCUAUGAACUAUGAUUUUUCAAAACUUAAAUGGCUUAAACCUUUGAAAAAUAUUUCAAGUCCACCUCACUUGCAAAUCGUUAUAAUUGAUAGAAGUCACCCAAAUUGGAGAAUUACAAAUGAUAAGUGGCUAAUGAUUGAAAAGCGUUUACUCGAAGCCCUCAAUACUGAAAUGUUACGAACCAAUGAUUCUAGCAUUGGUCUAUUUGAUGGAGCAAAGUGGAUGAGAGGCAUUAAAAUUGUGGGAUGCCAUAACAAAAUGGCAUUCAAUUUUAUUACAAAAUUUAUACAUAACUUGGAUAAGUUAUGGUAUGGAGCAAAACUUGAUGUGUUUCCUAUAACCCACAUUAGCCGUCACACAGUUAAGGUAUAUAUACCACCUCCAAUGUUAGAAACUCAAGUUAUAUUGUCCUUGAUGCGAUUACAAAAUCCAUCACUCUGCUGUGAAGAUUGGGAAGUUUUAAGAGAACGAGAACGAGGAAAUGACUGUGGUGUAGACAUUUGGUUUAGUAUUAAUGAUGAAUCAUUCACAGAUUUAUGCAGAUUAAAAGGCGAAAUUAAAUAUGGUAUAAAUCGUAUAUUUUUCAAGCCAUCCGAUUAAUUAAAAUAACUAAUCGAUUUUCCGUAUAUUUUUGAAAGAUCAUUUACAAUAAUCAAUAUAUAUGAAUUAUGAAUUGAAUGAAUCAAGAUAAAUGUGAAUUGCAUAUGUAUAUUAAAUAUUUUCUACAAUAUAAGGUUUAAAAUUUAAACUUAAAAUUUUUAACUAUAUGGAUGUUAUUAACAUAUAAUAAAUAUACAUUUAUUUUGUUAAUUGAUAUAUACAUAUGUAUUUAUCUUUUUAAACUCAUUAUGAUAUUUUCAAUAUAUACCAUUAUUGUACAUAUUGUUAUACCUACUUAUUUUUUAUACACGCCCAGAAAAAAAUUCAGAAAUUGUUCUAAAAACAACUAGUUCUAGAACGAGUGCAAAUAGAAUUUUUGCUGGGCGUAGAUCUUUUCUGUUAUAUUUUUGAAUAUUAAAAUUUGUUAAUAUGGCAUGUUUUCCAUCUGAUUAAAUAAAAAAAUACUCUAAUCCUAGAUUUGAAAGAUUA
Molecule: messenger RNA, 1834 nt
Organism: Lucilia cuprina (Australian sheep blowfly)
Lineage: Eukaryota; Metazoa; Arthropoda; Insecta; Diptera; Calliphoridae
Exons: 2
Coding region: 164-1345 (393 amino acids)
Source: RefSeq, a predicted model, not a curated record